UCACACUUGUUUUGGUUAAUGACGCCUCAUCAAUGUAGGUCACCGGGCAUUCUUAAACACAGGGAGACAACCGUUGCCCUUGUUCUGUGGUACUACUUACAACAAAACAAACAGAUAACGCUAGAAAGUUCAACGUGUAAGCACUCCAACAAGUGCCCUGUAGUCAUCGGUUGGUUGAACCACCGGACACCCUGACAACCACAUGUCACCCUGACAAUCACCGGACACCCUGAUAACCACACGUCACCCUGACAACGACACGUCACCCUGACAACCACACGUCACCCUGACAACCACCGGACACCCUUACAACCACCCGCCACAAUGUCGUUGCUGAAGCCAGAAGCUCUACAGCCGUCACCCAUCAGAUCAGAUUUACUGGAGAGAAAUUAUUCCGGAGCUUCGAACCUGGCCUUUAAUGAGAAGAUCAAGAGACUCAACAAAGAGGGACAGAAUAUCUCCCAUUUUGGAUUCGGACAGUCUCCGUUUCCCAUCAUCGAGACUGCCAUUGGUGCCUUACAGAAGCAGGCACAUCAGAACUCUUACCUACCUGUUCAAGGUAUACCAGAGUUAAGAAAGAAAAUCUGCGAUUUCCACAAGCACUACGAUCAGGUGGAUUUUGAUCCUGAAGACGUCAUAGUGGGACCUGGGAGCAAGGAACUCAUUCUGCUGUUGUUGACUGUGUUUAAUGGAGAUGUACUGGUCAACUCCCCAUCAUGGACCACGUACCGACCCCAGGCCAUCCUCACUGGGCACACGGCUUACAAUGUGGACAGCUCAGAGGAGGAUGAGUGGAAGGUCACGGUCACAAGUUUAGAGAAGGUAAUCACAGAGAACGAUAUGAGCUAUUACAAAAUUUUAAUCCUGACCAAUCCCUGCAACCCAACCGGCACUUGCUACACGGAGUCAGAGCUUAGGAAACUUACAGAAGUGUUCAGACGUCACCACGUGCUGGUGCUGAGUGAUGAGAUCUAUGCACGUGUACACUACACUCACUCGCAUGUCUGUCUCUCUAAGGUAUACCCAGAAGGCACAGUGUUGAGUACUGGCAUGUCCAAAUGGGCAAGCGCUGGGGGCUGGAGAGUUGGAUACCAUGUCUACCCAAAAGAGUUAUCGCACCUGCUGUCAGUUGUGAAAAGUGCAGCCAGCCACAGCUUUUCUUGUGCACCGGCUCCCAUGCAAUAUGCAUUUGUUGAGGUGAUACAGAACAAAUCAGCCUGUGAUGACUACAUUAAACACACAACUCGAAUCAUGAAAGUUGUAGCUGAGUUUUGUGUAAGAGAGCUCCAGUCUGUGGGGGUGAAGGUCGUUCCCCCUAAAGCUGGGUAUUACAUUUUCCCCAACUUUGAGGUCAUCAGGGGUCAACUGGCACGACGAGGUGUGAGAACUUGCCAGGAAAUGUGUGAUCUAAUUCUUUCAGAAGUCACUGUUGCCGUGAUGCCCGGUGGACCAGACCACCUACGUCCGGCUGAUGAGCUGACCACACGUCUGUGUUACGUCAACUUUGACGGCGCCCUGGCCUUAGCAGAAAGUCGGAAGUUGGGUCUUGAUGUGGAACUUGAUGCCAGCUUUGUGGAAGACGUCUGCACGCCCGUAUACCAGGGCAUUGUGAAACUCAGGAACUGGAUUCUAGAGCUGAAGACUGAGACCAUAGAAAAACAAUAGAGGACCAGGCAAUCUAUAUUUAUAGAUCUGGGUUGAGCGAGUCGUAUGACCACUCAGGAAUGAGUAACAAAGAGUUGUAAUACUAAACAGUGUUUCUUUCGGGUAUCUCUCCCAACCCCCAACGAAACGAAAAUGAAAAUAUUUACAGUUUGCAAGUCUACUUUAUUUGGGACAGGGAGUUCGGAUUGUAGAGCUUACGGCUGCUAUCCUGACUCAUAUGAGUCCACCUUAGCUCUGAUGGAUAUCUGGCUAAAUUUAAGAACACACUAUCCCCCCCCCCCCUCCAUCCUUUUUAAGCUGAAGCCAUUGAAACAGAUGGACUCUACUUCACAUGUACCAUGGUGUAUUUGCCACGUACAGGCUAAGAUGGCAAAGAUAUACUUCAACUAAUAUCCGUCCCCCGCCCCAACGAAAGUUUCAUGCGUCAUCCCCCCCCCCACACACACACAAACCCCUCUCUUUACAGGAGAAAAAAAAGUCAUAUUGAGAAAUAUUGGGAGUCUGACAAAUUAAAUUUUAAAGUCAUAUGAAUAUAAUACGGUUGAACUAAAUGUAAUGUGUUUUUUUUGUGUGUUAAUUUUUUAUGCUUCAAAAUACAAAUUUUUAUUGCUUUAAAAAUACAAAUGUUUAACGCUUCAAAACACACAGAUGGAACUGUUAUUGCAUCAGUUUUUUUUUAA
Messenger RNA from Physella acuta, 2345 nucleotides. RefSeq names its product aspartate aminotransferase. The record is from RefSeq and is a predicted model, not a curated record. Lineage: Eukaryota; Metazoa; Mollusca; Gastropoda; Physidae. Gene Ontology annotation, molecular function: pyridoxal phosphate binding; transaminase activity. Gene Ontology annotation, biological process: amino acid metabolic process; biosynthetic process.